Molecule: messenger RNA, 2733 nt
Organism: Alternaria arbusti
Lineage: Eukaryota; Fungi; Ascomycota; Dothideomycetes; Pleosporales; Pleosporaceae
Exons: 2
Coding region: 1-2733 (910 amino acids)
Biological process (GO): DNA repair; DNA alkylation repair
Cellular component (GO): nucleus
Molecular function (GO): dioxygenase activity
Source: RefSeq, a predicted model, not a curated record
AUGGCGUCUUUGAUGGACCUUGUGUCCCAAAACCAGCCCAAAUUCCAAACACACCAAGCCCUUGUUCUUGUUGGACUCCAGAACGACUUUGUGACAUCAGAAGGACGACUGCCGGUUGACACCCAGACGGGCUUUUUGGAGCGCAUCCAGACUUUGAUUCCGAAGUUCAGGGAGCUCAGCGGCAAUGUCAUUUGGGUCCAGACGCUGUACGAAGCCGAUCGCAUCGCGACCGGUGCCGACACGGGUGCAGGAGACACGCUUGUCGUAGAAGGGCUGCUCGACGGCGAGGAAAACAACAAUGAAGCUGAGGAAGAGUUAGCCAAGGAAGCAGCGUCACUCCCAGCGCCAUCCAGAUCCUCAAAACACAAGGAACGCGCGCUAGCCCUGCUGAAACGCGUGUCUGCACGACGAAAGACGCUGCCAAAGGAAGUCGCAAAAGCCAAGGCUGAGGAAGACGAAGAGCUGUUCCUGUUGAAGAGCGAAAAGAGAACUCCAGCAUGCGUGCCCGACACGCGUGGCGCCGAGUUUGCAGAUGCGAUCGCGAAGCAAAUCGAGCUACCUGCGGACGUUGUGAUACAAACGACCAACUACUCCGCCUUCCAGGGCACCGACAUGCUCAUAACUCUGCGCGCAAGACUCAUUACCGAACUCUUCAUCUGCGGAUGCAUCACCAAUGUUUCUGUGCUGGCGACUGUCAUCGAUGCAGCAAGGCAUGGUGUCAAGAUUCAUGUUAUAGAAGAUUGCUUGGGCUUCCGCAAGGAAAGUCGACAUGAAUUGGCGCUGAAGCGCAUGGAAGACUUCUUCAGCACGUAUCUGGUCAAUAGUGAAGAGAUACUCAAGGAGGAUACGACGAUAAUUGCGACAAAGACGUCAGCGCCUGCGGAUAGUACGAAGAGCGAGCAGACUAUGGAGGAGCGUAUGGCCAAAUUGUCCCUUGCAAGGGACAUUAUUGAAAAGAGGGCUGCACAGGGUGCUGCAGGUGCCGCGGAAGAUAAGACAGAAGGGGACAAGCCGGAACUUGUCAAGUCCAAGGUUCGAAUGAGGAAGAAUAGGAAGAGCAAGAAGAAGGCGAAGGAUAGAGAAGCAUCAAAGGAAGAUGGUGAAGAGACGAAUGGCGAGCCGAGCACGUCUGCGAACCAGGUUACGAAGGAUCCAUCUCCGCCAAUCACAACGGCACCGACAGUUAUACCACAUUCCGCAUCGACUGAGCCUCAACGAAUGUCCAAGAUUGCGAAAGCCGGAAGCGUGGCAGAUUUGCGGCAGAAGGAAGGGAAGCAGCAUAUGCUGAAGAAUGCUAGCUCGGUACCUGCAUUGUCCGCGAAAGCUGGUGAUGAAAAGGAGAAGAACAGGUUGACUGAACUUUCGGAUCGCGUGCGCAUGUCACUCACUAGGGCACCAAAGUCUGAGUCGGGGUCUGAGUCAAAGAGAGGGUCCAUCAGUUCUGCAAAGCCUGCCCCGACCACCCCGAAGCAAGACGACAAGGAAAUCAAGCAACCGACUGUAGCAGCCGCACAACCAGAACAACCUACUGUGAGCACGCCAGAAGCCGAUUCGCCUCCGACGACACCUGCGAAAGCCGCAACGAUGGGCAAGCCCCCCAAGUUGCAAUCACUCGCAACGUUCCCUGUCCUGGGACCUGGCGACCACAUCGCAGAAGGCGACUCACGCAUCAUCCACGAUUUCUUCCCCGCCGACUUCUUCCACCCAACCGAACCAUCAAAACCACUCAAAGACACCAUCUUCACCCAUCUCUACAACGAAGUACGAUGGCAAAAGAUGCUCCACCAACAAGGCGAAGUACCGCGUCUAGUAUGCUGCCAGGGCGCCUUUGGCGACGACGGCUCAAUGCCCGUAUACCGGCACCCAUCCGACCAAACCCUGCCCCUGCUGCGCUUCUCCCCCAAAGUCCACAUCAUACGAAAGCGCGCCGAGGCGCUCGUCGGCCACCCACUCAACCACGUGCUAAUCCAACUCUACCGCUCCGGCAACGACUUCAUCUCCGAGCACUCUGACAAAACACUCGACAUCGUAAAAGGCUCCUCCAUCGUCAACAUAAGCUUCGGUUCGCAACGCACAAUGCGGCUCCGCACCAAGAAAACCCAGUCACAGUCAAAUGCAGACGACACAGACGGAAGCACAACCGAGCGCUCAACCCAACGCGUCCACCUCCCCCACAACUCCAUGUUCAUCCUCGGCCUCGCCUCAAACGCAAAAUGGCUCCACGGCAUCCAGCCCGACAAGCGCCUGCUCACCGAACGCAGCGAAACAGAAAAUGCGUAUGGAGGCAUACGCAUCAGCCUGACGUUCCGCCACAUAGGCACGUACCUCGACUGCCGCAGCACCAUCAUAUGGGGCCAAGGCGCAAGUUCGAAAACCCAACGCGACGCCGCGGAUAUCAUAUCGAACGACGAGGCGGAGACGAAACGCCUCAUCACUAGUUUCAGCCGCGAGAACCACGGCAGCGAGUGCGACUGGGAGAAGUGGUAUGCCGACGGCUUCGACGUGUUACACCUGCACGACCCCCCUCCCGCCGACACACCCCUGUUAUUCCUAUCCAACAACAAGAUAGAGAACGAACAAGUCCUUAUCUGCCUAACCGAAUCCAAAAUCCCGUACACGGUCGUUGAACCGCUGGAUCUGGAUAAGGAGUUUGAACAGGACAGACAGAUUACGUUCCGCGACACGGAUGCUCAGCAUGCGGAGAUUACGACAGCGAUGGCGCGAAUUUGGUGA